Messenger RNA from Phragmites australis (common reed), 1273 nucleotides. Its product is annotated as methionine aminopeptidase 1B, chloroplastic-like. The transcript is spliced from 10 exons. Gene Ontology annotation, molecular function: metalloaminopeptidase activity. The record is from RefSeq and is a predicted model, not a curated record. Gene Ontology annotation, biological process: proteolysis. Bases 128 to 1150 code for a protein of 340 amino acids. Lineage: Eukaryota; Viridiplantae; Streptophyta; Magnoliopsida; Poales; Poaceae.
UAUAAAAAUAAAAAAUUUCCGUCUCGUAUUAUCCUCUCCUCUGUUCGUCCGGCUCUUCGCCCUCGCCGCACGGAAGUUGCAUUUUCCCCGUCGCCGUGUUGCAAAUUUUGGCGAGGCAAGCGCUCCAAUGGCGAUUAGAGUCCCGUCCAUGGAGCUUCACCGCUCCGCGCCGUUACUCCCCGGUGGCCGAGGGAAAACAUGUCUUCAGAAGCCUUUCCUUGUCCAAGCAAAUAGAUCAGGGGGUUUGGAGAAAGCAAAUACGAGAUUACGAGGAACGCAAGGUUCUGGACAACCAAAGAAAAGAGUGCCCCUGACACGUGGGACUGUUAGUGCACCUCUUCCAGUACCAGGCAACAUACCUCGACCUCCUUAUGUUGGUACGAAAGAUGUGCCAGAGAUAUCAAAAGAGAUACAAAUGCAUGACAAAGAGAGCAUUGUCCACAUGAGAGCUGCUUGCGAGCUUGCUGCUCAUGUUCUUGAAUAUGCAGGAACAUUAGUGAAACCCUCUGUAACAACAGACGAAAUUGAUAAAGCAGUGCACAAGAUGAUCAUUGAUGCUGGAGCCUAUCCAUCCCCACUUGGAUAUGGCGGGUUCCCAAAAAGUGUAUGCACAUCAGUGAACGAAUGCAUGUGCCAUGGAAUUCCUGAUUCACGCAAACUACAGGAUGGAGACAUAAUUAACAUUGAUGUCACUGUUUACUUGAAUGGUUAUCAUGGGGACACCUCAAAAACAUUUCUUUGUGGAGAAGUUGAUGAAGCCAGUAAACGACUUGUGAAGAUCACUGAAGAGUGCCUGCUCAGGGGCAUAUCAACCUGCAAACAUGGUACCAGCUUUAAAAAGAUUGGCAGAAGAAUAAGCGAGCAUGCAGAGAGGCACGGAUUUGGUGUUGUGGAGUGUUUUGUUGGGCAUGGAGUUGGCAGAGUUUUUCAUUCCGAACCAAUUAUAUAUCACCAGCGUAACAACAAGCCGGGUCAGAUGGUGGAAGGGCAAACGUUCACAAUAGAGCCGAUCCUAUCCAUGGGAAGCAUCGACUGUGACAUGUGGGACGACGGCUGGACGGCCGUCACGACGGAUGGCAACUUGGCCGCGCAGUUUGAGCACACAAUAUUGAUCACCAGGACCGGAGCUGAAAUUCUCACCAGACGUUAGGAAGAUCAUCUGUGCUUACUACCCAUUGGCCACCUGUAGUGAUCGUUUUGCUGUACAAAAUACGUGAAACUGCAAGGGUAAUCUUAGCCAAAGAUGGCUGCCGGACUUCCGGCGUUGGGCUUC